Messenger RNA from Engraulis encrasicolus (European anchovy), 2161 nucleotides. Its product is annotated as zinc-binding protein A33-like. Gene Ontology annotation, biological process: protein ubiquitination. The transcript has 6 exons. Bases 1 to 1407 code for a protein of 468 amino acids. Gene Ontology annotation, molecular function: protein binding; ubiquitin protein ligase activity; zinc ion binding. The record is from RefSeq and is a predicted model, not a curated record. Lineage: Eukaryota; Metazoa; Chordata; Actinopteri; Clupeiformes; Engraulidae. Gene Ontology annotation, cellular component: cytoplasm.
AUGACAUCAAAGCUAGAAGAGGACCUCACCUGUGCAGUCUGCCAUGACAUCUACAAGGAUCCUGUCAUAAUGACGUGUGCUCAUAGUGUGUGUAAGGCCUGUCUGCAUCAGUUCUGGCAGAGCAAAGGAUCCAGAGAAUGCCCCUACUGCAGGAGGAAAUGCUCAAGAUCAGCAUACCCACCCAACAUUGCGUUAAGGAACCUGUGUGAGACAUUCUUAAAGGAGAGCAGUCAGAGAGCUUCAGCAGGGUCUGAGGUGCUCUGCAGUCUGCACAGUGAGAAACUCAAGCUCUUCUGUCUGGAGGAUAAACAGCCUGUGUGUGUGGUGUGUCGAGACUCUAGGAAACAUAAAAAUCACAACUUCAGUCCCAUAGAUGAAGCAGCAGAAGAGCGCAAGGAGGAGCUGAAGACUGCACUGCAGCCACUACAGAAGGAGCUGGAAUCAUUUGAAGAGGUGCAGCUCAUCUGGGAUGAAACGGCAGAACACAUCAAGACUCAGGUUCUCAACACAGAGACGCAGAUCAAGCAGGAGUUUGAGAAGCUUCACCAGUUUCUACGAGAUGAAGAGGCAGCCAGGAUAGCUGCACUGAGGGAGGAAGAGGAGCAGAAGAGUCAGAUGAUGAAGGAGAAGAUUGAGAAGAUGAGCAGAGAGAUCUCAUCUCUUUCAGACACAAUCAGAGCCAUAGAGGAGGAGAUGGAAGCUGAUGAUGUCACAUUCCUGCAGAACUACAAGAGCACUGCCAAAAGAGCACAGUGCACACUGCAGGAUCCAGAGAAGCUUUCAGGAGCUCUGAUCAAUGUGGCAAAGCACCUGGGCAACCUGAAGUUCAGAGUCUGGCAGAAGAUGAAGGACUUGGUUCAAUACACUCCUGUCACUCUGGAUCCCAACACUGCAUGUGAUAUUCUCAUCCUGUCUGAGGAUCUGAACAGUGUGAGACGUGGUGGUGAGAUACAGCAGCUUCCUGAUAAUCCAGAGAGAUUUGACUUGGCUGUCCGUGUGCUGGGCUCUGAGGGCUUUAACUCAGGGACACACUGCUGGGAUGUGGAGGUUGGGGAGAGUAAUGAUUGGGAACUGGGUGUGAUGACAGAGUCUCUCCAGAGGAAGGGCAGUAUUAUCAAUAUGAGUGGCCAGUGGCUAGUGUGGUAUGUCAAUGGUGAAUAUGCAGCAGGGGCUCCACCUCAUAAGUAUCGUGACCUCACAGUGCAGCAGAGACCCCAGAGGAUCAGAGUGCAGCUGGACUGGGACAGAGGAGAGCUGACAUUCACUGACCCUGAUAAUAACACACACCUACACACCUUCACACACACUUUCACUGAGAGAGUGUUUCCAUUCUUUGGGGCUUUCCCAAACACCUUUUUCAGGAUCCUACCAGUGAAAUGUUGUAUCAGUAUGAAUCCUCACAGUUAGAGAUCAUUCAACCUCUGUGUUACAAUGGAUGACUACAACACAGAACACUGAUAGUAGAACAUUUCCAAUGGAGGUUUUAGAAAAUCUGAGGCCCUGGACAAAGAACAAUUUUGAGGCCCUCCCAUGAUUUGUAAUUGCAGGAAACGAAUGCUGUAAUGCAAGGAUGAGGCCCCUGAUUGGACAAGGCCCUGGGUAAUUGCCUGACCUUGCUCGAUGCAAACACUGCCUAUGAACUUCUAUAACUAGAAAUUCAUUAUAUUAAUGGUAUAAUAUGUGAAGACUAACCAUAGGUGUAGUGAUGAGUUUCAUUUAAAUCACAGCUUCAUUUGAGUGAAAUGAAAUCAUGGGACAGUGGUCAUAAAACCACAAGCGUCACCUAACAAAGGGCUGGGGAGAAGGCCUGUACCCACCCACUUGUCGAGCCCACCCAAUCAGAAGAUUGUUUUGAUUGAUUGACAGCUUUAAUAAGUGACUCACUGUGUAUGUUUUGGUUUAGGUUACCUGUUUUAUUCUUGUCCCCCCAUGUUAUGAUAUCUGGCUCAUACCUGGUCUAUGCCAUCUAUUAGUUAAGAAUUACAUCUUCAGGUACACAGAAGCACACUCAAAAUGAAAACAAGAUUUCUGUCACAGCUUCCAUUGAGGGAACAAAUGACUAUAAAUUAAAAGGAUACAAAUCUAUUAUUUUGUCUGUAGUUUCCAGAUCAUGUAUUAAAAAAUAAAUGAAAGCAAAAAUCUAAAAAAAGUGCUAUUCAGA